ACAUUCAUAAAUAAUUGAUGCAUACAUUUUUUACAGUACUGGUGAAAUAAAUAAAAACAAUGGACGUCAAACUUGUAUUUUUGUGCGUUGUUUGUGUCGCACUUGUUGCUGGGAAUACUAUUAACAGAGAUCACAUAAGGAAGACCAUUCAUGAAAAUUUGAUGAAAAGAAUGCAUGGUGGAGGUCAAGGCGGAGGUCAAGGUGGAAAUCAAGGUCAGGGGCAGGAUCAAGAUCGUGAACCAAAUAUUUUCCGAAAAGGAAAAAUGGCCAUUAGAAGACUGGAAGAUAUUGUGGACAUAAUAACCAGAUAUAUUGACUUAAUCGUCAGCCUUGGGGAAGAAGUAUCUGAUGAAGAACAAGCGAUGUUUCUUAUGUCCUUGUCGGAAUUCAUCGAAGAUGCUGAAAACUUAGGAGAACUUCUAGAAUCGCUUGAAGAAUUCUUCGAACAAGCAGGUGAAUCAGAUGCAACGACCGAAGAUACUACAGAAGCUCCUCCAACGACAGAGGCAGAAGAUACAACUGCAGCAAAUGCUGGAACAACAGCUGCAGGGCCUGCAACAGAUUCUGGAACAACAGAAGCAGAGGAUACCACUGCAGCAAAUCCUAAUACAGCAGCAGCAGGGGGUACCACGGCAGCAGCAGGGGGUACCACGGCAGCGGCAGGGGGUACCACGGCAGCAGAUGCUGGAACAACCGCUGCUGCACCAGGAGGACGUAGAUUUAUUUUAAGAAAGACUCUGUUGAGAGCAUUGCUGAAUAAACUCCGUGAAAAAAGUCACAAGUAGAAGAUACGGUAUAAGCGGCGGGCAUUCUCCGAGCAGAACAUCCAAGGAAUUAUAUAUGAAUAGCAAGACAGGAUAAAAGAAUUAAAUUCUUUGUUUAAAGAAUAAAUAUUUUGCUAUAAUUGCUAAAUACAUACUAGUAGAUUUUUGAUCUUUAAGAAAUUAUUCAAUGAUCAUUGAAAAUUGUCACGAAACCAGUUUAGUAAUCGCAUUUAAUACUUUCAAAUUGAAAACAUUGCUGCACAUUAUAUAAAUAUCAAUAUUUUAAUCUCAUUCCUAAAUAAAAGAAUUAUAUUUCACAUUUAAUUUCUGAAACUAAUUUAUAUAUUUGAAAGAAUUUACUCAAAUGGAUAUAAAGUUUUUUUCUAAUUUUACAUGGAGGUUGAAACGUAGCUUUAAUAUAACUUGUGUGUUAUUAAUACGCCAUUUAAAAGACAUAAAUUGGCAUGUUUUAUUUAUUUUUUGUUUUCAAAAUUAAUUGUUUAAGAAACAUCGGUAAAAUCCUAAAUAAGCUAGAUUAUAAUUCUCUUUUCAAACAAAAUUCAAUCUGAGUUAAUAAUGCUUUUGAUUUAGACACACUUUAUUUUAUAAAAAAUGUAAUUCUUUUUCACCUGAAUUUUAUAAAAUUUGUUAUUCUCUUUCAUUUUCUAUGUAGAUAUGUUUUCCUGUCCUAUGAUAUUAAUCAGAGUUUAAUUUUAAAUAAAAACAUCUAAAAGUUACAAAAAUAGUUUCGUUGUUUUAUGUUAUAAUUUCAUUAUUUUGUUUAUUAUCUUAUUUACUAGUUCUUUUUGCAUGUUUACGGUUUGGUAAGCGCAAUACUAAAAUCACUUUGGUUAUAUUAUACAGAUAAUACAAAUCAGAAUAUAAAAUAAAACGUAUAUAAUCAUU
This is a messenger RNA of Ruditapes philippinarum (Manila clam), 1670 nucleotides long. RefSeq lists its product as uncharacterized. The coding region runs from base 60 to 785 and encodes 241 amino acids. The record is from RefSeq and is a predicted model, not a curated record. The transcript has 5 exons. Lineage: Eukaryota; Metazoa; Mollusca; Bivalvia; Venerida; Veneridae.